Messenger RNA from Hypoxylon trugodes, 11862 nucleotides. Its product is annotated as polyketide synthase. Gene Ontology annotation, biological process: fatty acid biosynthetic process; secondary metabolite biosynthetic process. Bases 183 to 11765 code for a protein of 3860 amino acids. The transcript has 3 exons. Gene Ontology annotation, molecular function: 3-oxoacyl-[acyl-carrier-protein] synthase activity; oxidoreductase activity; phosphopantetheine binding. Lineage: Eukaryota; Fungi; Ascomycota; Sordariomycetes; Xylariales; Hypoxylaceae. The record is from RefSeq and is a predicted model, not a curated record.
CACGCACACUCACGCAUUCACGACUAUCUCCUACCUCAUACUCCUCCAUCCCAUCCCAUCCCAUCCCACCAUUCUAGAAGCGAAAGCGGUUUCGACCAAACAGACUCGUCGUACCUAAACUCCGUCUCCAUUACAUUAUAUCCACACUAUCCUCUCCUCCAAUAACGACUCGAGUCACUAAAAUGGCACGUGAAAACGCACAGAAUGACCCUUCGGUCAUCGUUGGUUUUGCUUGCCGAGUUCCUGGGGCGAACAACCCUAGUCAACUCUGGCAAUCCAUCGUAGAACAAAGAGAUGUCCAACGGAAGAUGCCCUCGAGCAGAUUCAAUGUUGACAACUUCUACCACCCAGACGGAACCCACAAGGGAACUACAAAUGCCAAAUAUGGAUACUUCCUUGAACAAGACGUCGGUGACUUCGACGCCUCUUUCUUUGGUAUCUCCGGAAAGGAGGCCGAAGCUAUGGACCCGCAACAACGUCUUCUUCUAGAAGUCGUGUAUGAAGCAUUGGAGAACGCUGGUAUCUCUCUUGAUGAAAUCAACGGAUCAUUAACAUCCGUAUUUUGCGGUUCAUUCACCAACGACUACAACUCCAUGAUAACUAAGGAUCUGGAGUCCUAUCCCAAAUACUCAGUGACAGGUACUGGUAACGCCAUCCUCUCCAACCGAAUCUCCUACUUCUACAACCUCCACGGAACCAGUUUAACCAUUGACACUGCCUGCUCGUCAUCACUGGUUUGCUUCCACUUAGCGAACCAAUCUCUCCUCGAUGGCGAGUCAGAUAUCUCCAUCGUUGUUGGAUCUUCCCUCCACUUCGACCCCAACAUUUUCAUCACCAUGACCGAUCUCGGUAUGCUUUCCACCGACGGUCGUUGCCGUGCCUUCGAUGCCGGCGGUAGUGGAUACGUCCGUGGUGAGGGUAUCUGCGCCGUCAUAUUGAAGCGUCAAAGCGUUGCCCGCGAUAACGGUGACGCGAUCCGCGCCAUUGUCCGUGCCACUGGUUCCAACCACGAUGGCCGAAAGCAGGGUAUCACCCUGCCCAACUCUGUUGCCCAGGAGGAGCUCAUCCGCUCCACCUACCGCACUCACAAGUUGAACCCUGAUGACACCCAGUACUUCGAAGCUCACGGUACGGGUACUGCCGCUGGUGACCCGAUUGAGACUCGGGCCGUCGGUGCCGUCUUCUCCGGCCGAGAGAAGCCACUGUACAUCGGCUCCGUCAAGACCAACAUUGGUCAUCUUGAAGGUGCGUCCGGUCUCGCUGGUUUGAUAAAGACUGUCAUGGCUUUGGAGAAGGGCCAAAUCCCUCCCAACAUGCACCUGAAGAACCCGAACCCGAAGAUCGACUUCAAGAACUGGAAGCUUGAGGUCCCCACAUCUCUACUUGAGUGGAAGCGACCUGAGGGUGGUGUCCGCCGUGCCAGUAUCAACUCUUUCGGUUACGGUGGUACCAACGCUCACGUCGUCAUUGAGGAGUACGUCAACAAUGUCUCCAUCCCCAAGGCUAUCACCAAUGGCGUAGUUGCCAACGGUGUCCACGACCGACCUUUCCUCCUUCCUUUCACUUCUCAUUCGGCUAAGGCUGGAGAGCUUUUCGAGGAGAAGUUGGCCGAGUACGUUAAGUCUGGCGAGAUCACCCUCGCUGACUUGGCCUACACCUUGGCUGUCAGGCGAAGCUUGCACCAGCACCGCUCCUUCGUUGUUGCCAACAACAACGCCAAACUUUUGGAGCAACUGCAAGUGCCUCGCCCGUCUGCUCCUUGGUCGCCAGCCGAAAGCGAGAAGCCUAGACUUGGUUUCGUCUUCACUGGUCAGGGUGCUCAAUGGCACGCUAUGGGCCGCCAGCUUAUCCAGGAGUCUCCUCUCUUCCGACAGACUCUUGAGCGCUGCGACGCUGUCCUCCAGGCUCUUCCCGACUCCCCGAGCUGGAACAUCAUCGAGGAGUUGUCCAAGUCCAAGGAGGACUCCCUUCUUGGCCAGACCAUGUACUCCCAGACCAUCUGCACUGCACUGCAGCUUGCUUUGGUUGACCUCAUGAAGACCUGGGGUAUCACUCCCAGCGGUGUCGUUGGUCACUCUUCUGGUGAGAUGGGUGCUGCUUACGCUGCUGGUAUCCUCUCCUUCGAGAACGCCAUGGUUGCUGCCUACUACCGUGGUCUCUACAUGUCUGCCCCCAACGAGGGUGGUGUUCCCGGUGCUAUGAUGGCUGUUGGUAUGACCGAGCUCAAGGCUAUUGACGAGCUCAAGCCUUACAAGGGCCGCAUCACCAUUGCUGCCGUCAACAGUCCUGGUACCAUCACUGUUUCUGGUGACGAGGAUGCCAUCGUUGAGUUGAGGGACAACCUCAACGAGCGAAAGGUCUUCGCUCGUCAACUCCAGGUCAAGCAGGCUUUCCACUCUCACCACAUGUACCCUCUUGCCCCUGCUUAUGAGAACGCCCUCAAGUCGCGCAAGGAGUUCGUCACUCAACAACCAACUUGCCGCAUGUUCUCUUCCGUCACUGCCCGUCUUGCCGACCCCGCUGGCAUGCAGGCUAAGUACUGGGCUACCAACAUGACCAACGUUGUCCGCUUCUCCGAUGCCUUGACUGGUAUUCUCUUGGACGAGUACGACAACAAGAACAUCGAUGUUCUCGUUGAGAUUGGACCCCACCCCGCUCUCAAGGGUCCUUCUCGCCAGAUUGCCCAGUCUCUCAAGCUGGACAUUCCUUACAUCUCUUCUCUCACUCGUGGUGUUCCUGACUUCGAGGGUCUGCUCACCAUGGCUGGUCAGCUCUUCUCUCUUGGCUACCCCGUCGACCUGGCUGCUGCCAACAAGAACAUCAGCCUCAGCCAGUCCGGUGAGGUCAUCAAGUCCGAGACCGGUAACAAGCUCUCCAACUUCCCCACUUACACCUGGGACCACAAGCGAUACUGGUCUGAGACCCGUGUCAUCAAGGAGCACCGACAGCGCCGCUUCCGCCACUCUGUUCUCGGUCACAUCCAGCCCGGCUCCGUCGAGCGCUACCCGAGAUGGCGCAACUACCUCCGCCUGUCCGAGAUUCCUUGGCUAUUGGAGCACGUUGUUGAUGGCAAGGUCCUGUUCCCUGGUGCGGGUUACAUGUCCAUGGCUGUCGAAGCUGCUGUCCGCCUUCAAGAGGGUGAGAUCAGCGCUAUCGCCCUUCGGGAGAUCUCCAUCAAGGCUCCUCUUGUCAUCCCCGAUGACGAGGGUGGCAUUGAGGUGAUCCUCGAGCUUCGCCCGGUCACCACCUCGGCUAAGAGCAAGUCCGACACCUGGUACGAAUUCACCAUCUUCUCCUUCGACAACACUGGUUUCUGCCAGGAGCACUGCUCUGGUGGCGUUUCCGUCUCUACUGGUGCCCCCGCCAGCCUUGAGUCGCUCGUCUACAAGACCAACAUUGAUGACCUCCGCAAGAGCACCAACCGCUCCGUCCCAGUCAAGACUUUCUACCGCCACCUUGCCAGCAUUGGUCUAGAGUAUGGUGAGAACUUCCGUCUCCUUGACGACACCAUUGAGAGUGGUAACGGUUUCUCUCUGUCGCCUCUGCGCUUUAACCCCAAGGCGCUCCCCUCAGAGGCUGCUGAUGCCACCAUUGUCCACCCCUCGCUCCUUGACGCGUCUUUCCACGUUGUCUUCAAUGCCAUUGAGUCUAUCCUUGGAAGGCCCCUUGACGAACCCCUGGUUCCUACUUUCAUUCGCUCGCUGAGAUUCUCUGGUCUCUUCAGCGCCAUCAAGUCCCAGGAUGAGCAGCGAUACCAGAUCUGCUCCAUGACAAAGCUACCCUCUCCCCGUGUCGCUAUCAGCGACUUGUUCCUCCAGGGUGCUGCCGGUAACUUGAUGAUGGAGAUCCAGGGUCUUGAGGUUACUUCUCUUGGUCGUGAGAUGCCCGAGGGCUACGGCAACCGUGCUCUCUUCUACCGCCAGAAGUGGCUACCUGCCUUCGACCUUCUCUCUGAUGACAAGGCUCUUGACCAGCGCUCUCUCUCUGAAGUUGCUGAGAUCUUCGCUCACCAGUACCCCAACAGCAAGAUCCUCCACCUCGCUUCUAGUGCCGACAAGACCAAGGAGAUUGCUCUCCGCCUCGGUGCCAGCAAGGGUCAACGCCGUAAGUUCCAGCGCCUCGACGUUCACGUCGCUGGUGCUUCUGAGGAAGCCCUUGCUGAGCUUAACCAGCUAGCUGAGGACUCCAACGGACUUGUCAAGGUUGUCGAGCCCCAGAACGAGACCUACGACCUCGUUAUCGUCAGCGCUGAUGGUGCUGCUGACUUCAAGUCUUUCGUUGCUGAGAAGGGCAGUGUCAUCUUCGAGGGUGCUAAGGCCCCCAUUGCCAUUGCUGACUACCGCAAGCUGUUCUCUGGCUCUCAGCUAACUGCUUACCGCAAGGGUGCUCAGGAGAAGACCACCUACAGCGAUGAGCUGACGGUUGUCCUUCCCGCUGCUCCUUCCCAGCGUGUCCAGGCCAUCUUCGAGGCUGUCAAGAAGGUCUACACUGCUCCCAUCAAGACCACCACUCUCAAGGCUGUUGCUGGUGACUACGACCUCAGCACCCCGGGAUCCAUGCUUGUCCUUGCCACCAUUGACGAGCAGGUUACCGACGAUGCUGUCUUCACCUACGUCCAGAAGCUCCUCCUCAACGCUAAGAAGGACCUUGUAUGGCUCUUGGAGGGUGCCACUUACGAGUGCGCCCGCCCUGAGCAAGCCAUGGUUCUCGGUCUUAUCCGAACUGCCAGGAGUGAGAACGACCAAUUGAAGGUUGACACUGUUGAUGUUGGCGAGAACUCGCCUGCUGAGACUGUGGCUGCCACCAUUGACCGCGUCUUUGCUGCUGGUCUUGACGAGGAUGAGACUACUGAGCGUGACGGACUUGUCUACCUCCCCAAGAUUGAGGCUGAUGACUCUCGCAACCGCAAGCUCCACAACGGUCCUAGCCAAGAGCCCGUCCUUGAGCCCUUCGGUGAGAAGCGCCCUCUUGCUCUUACCAUUGGUAAGGUUGGUCUUCUUGAGACUCUCCACUUCAUUGAGGACGAGGAGAUCGUCGACACUGCUCUUGCUGCCGAUGAGAUCGAGAUCGAAGUCAAGGCUUCUGCCAUCAACUUCCGUGAUAUCGCUGUUUCUAUGGGUAUCAUUGACGACUACAAGCUUGGUGACGAAUGCUCUGGUUUCGUUACCCAGGUUGGUAGCUCAGUUGACAACUUCAAGGUUGGUGACCGUGUCGUUGCUUGGCGACCUGGUCAGGGUGCUCACCGCGCCCUUGUCCGCAACCCGGCUUCUCUCUGCUACAAGCUCCAGGGAGACAUGCCUUUCGCCGAUGCCGCCGCUCUGCCUUUGAUCUUGACCACUGCCUACUACGCUCUCAUCGACACUGCCAGAAUCCAGGCUGGUGAGACCAUCCUCAUCCACUCCGCCGCUGGUGGUGUCGGUCAGAUGGCUGUCCAAAUUGCCCAGCGUGCUGGUGCUCGUGUCCUCGUCACUGUCGGUUCCCCGGCUAAGCGUGAGGUCAUGCGUCGUGUCUACGGCAUUCCUGAGGAGGACAUGUUCAGCUCUCGUGACGACUCUUUCGUCAAGGGUGUCAUGAAGGCCACUGACAACAAGGGUGUCGAUGUCGUCCUCAACUCUUUGGCUGGUCCCCUCCUACACGCCACCUGGAGCGUCGUCAACGCUUUCGGUCGAUUCAUUGAGAUCGGUAAGCGUGAUAUCCACGAAAGCACCAGAAUCACCAUGGAGCCUUUCCGCAAGAACGUCAUGUUCGCUUCCGUCGACUUGAUCACCAUGUUCGAGAAGAACAAGCGCCUCGGUGCUCGUGUCUUCAAGGAGUGCUGCGACCUCGUCCACAACGGCGAGAUCAAACCCCCUGCAGAGAUCGCUACGGUGUCUUACGCCGAUGCCGUCAAGGGCUUCCGUCUUUUGCAGAUGGGUAAGCACGUCGGAAAGGUUGUCCUUGUCCCCAGCAAGGAUGACAUCGUCCCCGUCCUCCCUGGUCGAUUCCGCAACACUGGUCUCUUUGACGAGUCCAAGACCUACCUCCUUGUUGGUGGUCUAGGUGGUCUUGGUCGUGUCCUUUCCCAGUGGAUGAUCCGCAAGGGAGCCAGGAAGCUGGCUUUCUUGUCCCGAUCUGGUGCUGACAAGCCUGAAGCCAAGGCUACUGUUGACUGGCUCCAGGAGCGUGGCAUCAAGGUUGACGUCUACAGUGGAGACGUAUCUAAGCUUGCUGAUGUCCAGGCUUGCGUCAACGGCAUUGGAUCCAGCCUUGCUGGUAUCUUCCACGCCGCCAUGGUGCUCCAGGAUACUCCUUUGGAGACCAUGACUGUCAAGAACUGGCAGCGCAGCAUCCAGCCCAAGGUUAACGGUGCCACCAACUUGCACCAGGCUACUCUCGGCCAGCCUUUGGACUUCUUCGUCUGCUUCUCCUCCGUUGCCGCCAUCCUUGGUUCCAAGGCCCAGGCUAACUACUCCGCCGGUAACUCCUUCUUGGACGCUCUCAUGCGCAACCGUCGCGAGCAGGGUCUUGCCGGUACCACUAUGAACGUCGGUGCCGUGUCAAACAUUGGUGUCAUUGCUGACAGCCUUGACCUCCAGAAGGCUAUGGAGCGUCUUGGUAUGGACUUGAUCAACGAGCAGGAACUCCUGUACCAGCUUGAGGAAGCUGUCAAGUCUACCUCCUCCCCCAAGACCUUCAACGGACUUGACGAGCACCAGAUCAUCACUGGUGUCGGUCUAAUCCGCCCUGAUGUAUACUGGAGCUCCAAGCCCCUCCUCAGGAACUUGUACAUCAACCACGACUUCGGUUCCCGAGGCGAGGACACCAACAAGAAGUCCCUCCUUGCUACUCUCGGUGAGGAAUCUGACCCUGAGCAGAAGGAUGCUAUCCUCUUGGAGGCCUUCAUCGACAAGAUCGCCAAGGUUUUGGCCACUCCUCGUGACUCCAUCCUUGCCAACAACACCCUUUCUUCUUACGGUCUAGACUCCAUCGUGGCUGUUGAGUUCCGAAAGUGGUUCCGAAAGGAGAUCCAGGUCGACAUUGCGCUGUUCGAUAUCCUCAGCUCGCAAUCGAUCCGUGCUCUUGUUUCUAAGGCUGCGAAGCUCAUCCCCGCAGCUACCGCAGCUGCUCCCCAGGCUGCUGACAAGCCUGCCCAGGAAGCUGCCGAGAAGAAGACCACUGAAGGCGAGGCUGAGGUCACCGAGGUCAAGAAGAACGAAAUCACCAAGGUUACCAACGCCGAUGUCGUUCCUCUCUCCACCUACCAAUCCCGACUUUGGUUCUUGCACUCCUUCUUGGAGGACAAGUCCAACCUCAACCUCCCGGUUGUCAUGCGCAUCACUGGUACUCCCGACCGUGACGCUCUCCGCCGCACCAUUCUUGAGCUCAGCAUGCGCAACGGUGCCCUCCGAACUGCUUACUUCGAGGGUGACGACUUCACUCAGCAGAAGCCUGUUGAGGACUUUGACCUUGACGUCUCUCUCCGAGACUUCUCCACUGCUGCUGAUCCUGAGGAGUCUCUCAAGCAGUACCUUGCUCACUACCGACAGAUUGAGCUUGACAUUGAGAAUGGUGAGGUCGCUACCUGGUCAUUGGUCAAGCUUGGUGAGGAGCAAUACGUCUUCAUUUGCAUGAUGCACCACAUCUCCGUCGACCGUGGUUGCUUCAAGCUCCUCAUGAACCAAAUUGUCAUGAUCUACGAUGCUCUCCGUGCCGACAAGGACCUUGCUACCAUCCCCAAGCCGGAGCUCAGCUACAUCGACUUCACUCUCUGGCACAACGCCUACCUCCAGUCUGAGGAGAUGGAGGUACACAAGGCUUGGUGGAAGUCCACCCUUGCCGGUAUCCCCGAUGCCAGCAAGACCUUGCCAUUCGCCAAGGGUGAGCGCCCUGCCCAGGGUGACCCGAGCCGUGCCGACCUCAAGACCAACCUGGAUGCUAAGCUCUUCGCCCGUAUGAAGCGUCUCGCUACCCAGGUCGGCGGUACUCCUUACCACUUCAUCCUCGCCGCCUUCCGUGCCUUCCUUUACAGGUACACUCAAGACUCUGACCUCGUCAUGUUGGUCAUUGAUGGUAACCGACCCCACCCCGACGCUGAGGAUAUUGCUGGUUUCUUCGUCAACAUGUGCCCUGUCCGUUGCCAGGACGAGUGCGACGAAUCCUUCGACGAACUUUUGAGGAAGACCAAGGAGAGGGCUUUGGAGGCUAUGUCUCACAACGCCAUCCCCUUCGAUGCCAUUGUCGACCUCAUGCAAGUCAAGAAGACCCCGGCCUACUCUCCUAUUGGUCAGGUCGUCGUCAACUACCAGAUUCACGGACCCGCUCCUCAGUACAAGACUUCCGACUUCACUGUUGAGUCCAUUACCAUGGACGACAUCCCGUCUUCGUGCGACUUGAGCCUCGAGGCUCUUGAGACUGCCGAACACAGUCUCGACAUCAGAAUUGAGUAUGCUACUGCUUUGUACAGCAAGGAGGAUAUGGAACGAUUCAUCGACAACUUCUUGACGUUCUUGAGCAGCUCUAUCAAGGACCGUCAUCAACCCAUUCAGGAAAUUGAGAUUAGUGGACCCCUUGAGCUCCAGAGGUUGGAGAAGGGCUACUGGAACACCGGGUUCGUGGAGCCCCUUUGGAAGGACCAAUCGGUCGUGGAUAGGAUCAUGGCUAACUCUCGGAGCCAGCCUCAAGCCACAGCAAUUGUAACCUCCGACGGUAAUAGUAUAUCCUAUGGGCAGCUGGCGCAAAACUCACUUUCCAUCGCGUCAGCACUUCAGGCCGCUGGAGUUAAGGGUGGUGACAAGGUUGCCCUCUUAGCUCAGCCUGGUGUCGAAGCAGUAACGGGGAUGCUAGGCACCCUCCUUACUUGCAACGGCUAUGUAGCCCUAGAUACCGAUUUCGCGCACGACCGUCUUUCGUUUAUGAUCACCGACUCUGGCUCGAAGGUUUUGCUUGCUGGACCAGGCACCGACUCUCUUGCGAAGGAGCUUGUUUCCAAGAGCUCCAUCACCGUCAUCAGCAUUGAAGACGCUAUCAAGAAGAGUGAAAAGCCCCAAGCCUUCAACCCCAGGAAGUCGGAUGAUCCGUUCUACAUGAUUUACACAUCUGGAAGCACCGGCACUCCAAAGGGUGUCGUCCUCAAGGAGUCUAACACUUAUCAGAUGCUUGCAACUUUGCACAAGGAUUAUGCCUUUACCAACCAAGACCGUUUCCUACAUCAAUCUUCCAUGUCUUUUGAUCUCUCCAUCGUCCAGAUCUUCUCUGGUCUUACUGCCGGUGGUCGUGUCUGCAUCGCCGCGUUGGACGCCCGCAAGGACCCCACUGCCCUCGCCGAGUUCAUGCGCAAGGAACAGGUUACUGUGACUUACUUCACUCCCACUCAAUAUGCCCUGCUCAUCGAAAGCAACUCUGAAGCCCUCAAGAAGUGCUCAACCUACAGAGUUGCCUACUUCGCUGGUGAGCGACUACCUGUCCGUGUCGCUAAGGCUUUCUACGACCUCGGAACUCCCGCCACUCUCUACAACACCUGGUCGCCUAGUGAAGUCGUCGUCCAAACCACCAUCGCCAAGAUCGACUACCCUGAGGAGAACGCUGUCAGCCUUCCCAUCGGUUACCCCAUGGACAACUGCCGCCACUACAUCCUCGACAACCAGUGCAACCCUCUCCCUCUCGGCUUCAUCGGUGAGCUCGUCGUCGGUGGUGCCCAAGUUGGUGCCGGAUACUUGAACCGACCUGAGGAGAACGCCAAGUCAUUUGUCGAAGACCCCUGGGCAUCUGAGGAAGACCGUAAGCGUGGCUGGACUAGAAUGUUCCGAACCGGUGACCGUGGUGCCUUCCGCCCUGACGGACAGCUUGAAUUCCACGGCCGUAUCGCUGGUGACAAGCAAAUCAAGCUCCGUGGUUUCCGUGUCGAUCUCGGUGAAGUCGAGCAGCGAAUCUACCAAACCUCAAAGACUAUCCGAGGUGGACUCGUUGAUAUCUCCGUCGUCGCCCGCCCUCGUGAAGGUGACCCGGAUGAUCUCCAGCUCGUUGCCUUCCUAGUCCCCGCUAAGAACCUUGACAAGAAGGAGCAGAGUGCCUUUGUUACUGAAGUCCACGCUGCUAUUGCUCCCCACCUAAACCACUACAUGCUUCCCAACGGUUACCAGUUCCUUGAGAAGCUCCCUGUCACCAUUGGUGGCAAGGUGGAUCGACGCAACCUACUCAGCCGUGACCUCGACCUUGUCCAGCCUUCAUCUGAGGAAGAAUCCGCAGCCCCCGCCAGCGAUGUCAGCGAAUUCGAGAAGUCCGUCUUGGAACUCUUCCAGGGAACUGUCGGCGCUAAGCGAUACACCCAGCUCACUGACAACUUCUUCGAGAAGGGUGGUACCUCUAUCCUCCUCGUCCGUCUCCAGGCUAAGCUCCGCCGCAAGUUCAAGGUUGCCCCCACUCUCGCCGACCUGAUCAAGGAACCCACUGCUGCUUCCGUUAGCAAGUUCAUUGAGAGCAGUCUUGGAAAGAGUGCCAAUGGUGGUGCUGGCUCAUCUGCCUCCACUAUUGACUGGGCUGCUGAGAUCAAGCUUCCUACUGGUGGUGGUUUCAUCCCUGGCUUCGGUACUCCUCGUGUCAGCCGAAGCGAUGUCUCUGCUAUCCUCGUUGCCGGUUCUGAGUCUCUUGUCGGUGGUCACCUCUUGGCUAAGCUCCUUGAGACCAAGCCUAACGCUAAGUUCUACGUCGUCGGCUCCUCCAAGAUCAUUGACAUCGAGACCAUUGUCGACACCUUCGCUAAGUACAAUCUCCUCAAUGACCGCAUGAGCGAAUCCGAUGUCCGCGAGAAGAUCACUUCCAUCCAAGGUACUCUGUCGCAGCCCGGUUUCGGUCUCAGCAAGGCUGGCUUCCGACAGCUUGGUCAGGCCGUUCAAUCCAUCUACUACUGUGGUGGUGACGUCUCUCUCCUCAAGACCUACUCAUUCUUGAAGACUUCUAACGUCUCACCCAUCUUCGACCUGAUCCGCCUUGCUGGUACUGGUGACUAUCUCUCUGAGAUUCACUACCUCUCUACCUGGAGUACCGCUCACUUGCAGAGCUGGAAGUCCACCAAGCGCACUAAGAAGGAAGUGACCAUUACUGAAGAGGAGCUAACUCACUUCACUCCUCCCGCUGAGGAUGAAUUCGGUUACUUCAAGACCCGAUGGGUGGCGGAGAACCUUCUCUUCCAGGCCGCCUCUCGUGGCUUCCCAGUUACCAUCACUCGUGCCCCUGCCAUUGCUACUUCUCUAUCUGCCCACUACGCCGGUGCCAACGCCAGUCUGGAUGAAUUCACCAUCCACAUGGUCCUCAGCAUGGUGGAAACCGGUGUCGUCCCACAAGUCGACUCGGCUUCCAUGCCUCCCUUCGCUGUCGAUGUCGUACCUGUUGACUACCUCGUCUCAGCCUUGGCUGCCUUGACGAGCGACUCUACCAGCGAGCCUGAGAGCGGCAAGGCCCAGAUCUUCCACUUGAGUAACCCUCAACCCCUCAAGCUCAAGGACCUACCGGGCAUGAUCCCUCAGAUCCGACCGGAUGUCAAGGAAGCAUCUAUCAUCACACUCGAGGAGUGGCUCAAGAGAAUGGAGGGUGCCAAGGGUGUCGAAGAUGCCGCAGCGGCAACUGUCCGAUCAAGCGUCCUGAAGGAGUACUUCGAACGCGGACACGUCAUGUUCUCGCUUGACCGAAGUCAGACGAAGCAGAUCCUGGACAAGGUAGCGCCUGAACUAGAGGCCACCUGCCCAGCUAUAGACGUGGAGUUCUUAACUACCAUGUGGAAGAUGAUCUAAGGAAACGGAUCAAAAACAAUUGAAAAUAAUGUAUAAAAAUAAAACAAAAAAAGGAAUGUAAUGGAAAAAGGAAAAGGGAAUGAAAAUAGAGCAGGCA